Messenger RNA from Zea mays, 477 nucleotides. RefSeq lists its product as uncharacterized. The coding region runs from base 118 to 267 and encodes 49 amino acids. Lineage: Eukaryota; Viridiplantae; Streptophyta; Magnoliopsida; Poales; Poaceae. The record is from RefSeq and is marked validated. The transcript has a single exon.
GAGAGAAGCACAUACGCUAACAGUCUCCAGCCAGCCAGCCAUCCACCGUCCUCUCCUCUCCUCAUCUGUUGUGUCGGCCGGCAGGGGCGCGCGGCUGCUGAGGUAAGUAGUAGCGCGAUGGGCAAGGUGUGCUGCAGCAAGGAGGCGCAGGAGGAGGCCGGGAUCGACCUCCUUGGGCUGCUGGUCGCCGCCAUCAUCGCCCUCGUCCUCAUGCUCCUCUGCACGACGCCCCGGAGGCGCUGCGUCGCCGUCUACCCGUGCUGCUGACUGCUCAGCGGCGCUCAAGCCUCUCUCUGUCUAUAUCGAUCGCAUGCAUGCAGCAGAACAGUGCAGGCCAGGCAGCAGGCUGCAGGCAUGGGCUCCUCAUCUUUUUUUGGUUCACCAAUUAAUUUCUACUCGGCUGUAAUAAUACCCAUCCUACUGCAAGUCAUGUACUAAAAUAUAUCCAUCCUAAUGCAAAGCCAUCUCUAGCCUGAA